Molecule: messenger RNA, 105 nt
Organism: Spirodela intermedia
Lineage: Eukaryota; Viridiplantae; Streptophyta; Magnoliopsida; Alismatales; Araceae
Source: the annotation of a GenBank genome assembly
AUGAAAAAUGAAAAGGUCCAUACACCACCCUUGAGAAUUGCAUGUCCUAAAAAUAUAUCACGAUUUCCAUGGGAUUUUCUUCUUGUACUUCAAACCCACAUUUAA